Messenger RNA from Labrus mixtus (cuckoo wrasse), 9063 nucleotides. Its product is annotated as cilia and flagella-associated protein 47-like. The coding region runs from base 1 to 8994 and encodes 2997 amino acids. Gene Ontology annotation, molecular function: protein binding. Lineage: Eukaryota; Metazoa; Chordata; Actinopteri; Labriformes; Labridae. The transcript is spliced from 66 exons. The record is from RefSeq and is a predicted model, not a curated record.
AUGGCUGAAAUUUGUAUUCGAGUCGACCCGCCGUCCGUCGAGUUCAGAGAUGUUGAAGUCGGGGGAGUUUACAGGACGACAUUAAGGGCGACAAAUGUUGGGAAAACUUUGAAGAAAAUAGUGAUGGAAAAGCCCAAAUCUAAGUUGUUCAGGUUCACAGCAUCUGGCUCAGCAGAGGCAGUGGCCCCGGGUCUGUCUGUAAGCGGGUUACUGGAGUUCACUCCUAGGGAAGAGAAGGAGGUCAGAGACAAUCUUCUGAUUCAUGUAAAUGAUGUGGAGACUAUUAAAAUCCCAGUGAUGGGGUUUCCUAGGGUUUGUUCCCUUAUAAUGGACCCAUUAUUAGACUUUGGUUGUAUUGUUGCCAGCAGUGAGGUGAUCAGCAAACACCACCUUAUAACCAAUCAGGGAUCAGAACCAGGAUUGUUCCAGGUUCAGUACAAUGGACACCCUUCACUCAGAAUUUCUCCCUGUACUGGAGUCAUAGCAGCUUGUGCCACUCAAUGGCUUGAAGUGGAACUGCGAACAAAUGAACCCAGGCAGAUUGAUGAAAUGGCUCUGGUCAAACUCCAGAAUCAAUCUACUGUAGUUCUGAGAAUCAGAGCUGAGGUGGUGGACCAGCGCCUUGAGGUCUUUGACAUGCAGGGGGCUCCACUGUCCUGUCUCUGGUUUGGACCUGUGUACUUUGGAACGUCUUGCUUGGAGAAUGUGGUUCUAAGAAACAAUGCACCCCAGGCUUGUAGCUGGGUCUGCCUGCUCCAGAAUACUGCUGCUGGGUCUGAGGUGGGAGCAGACCUCCAGAAGAGUACAGACGCCGUCCUGCUGGAAGGAAUGAAGAGAUGCAGCCCAGCCACACAGGAUAUCUCUCAGGUCUUGGUGUGUGUCCCUAAACACGGUCAACUGGGACCGUACGACCAAACCACUGUGACUGUACAGUUCAGCCCCAUCUGCAAGAGUAAAACUGACGAGAAGACGAAGGAUUACUCAGCCAGCCGGCAAGACUACUGCCUUUUCUUGCUGUUUGAGUCAGUGGGAAGCAGGCAUGGCUUCACUCACCAUUAUGCUAACAGCAGUGUGGAGCUGGCAGUGACAGGCUCUGGACUGCCUGUGUCUCUGGUACCAAGUCCCUCUAAAAGAUUGGAUUUUCUCACCUGUGUGAUGGGUCGACGUGUUGACCUGUUGUGUGUCCUGAAAAACCUCUGCCCUCAACUUCCUGUAACUUUCCGCUUCCGCAAGAUAGCUCAUUUCACUGCCAAGCCCUCCUCUGGCACAAUCCCCCCCGGGCAGUGCCAGGAUGUAGUUUUGUCUUUCACUGCAAGACAGCAAGGGAGCUUCCAGUUGUUACAGAAACUGGAUGUCUUAGGUCAUGUUGUUCAGAGGGGAAGUAACAACACCGAAGAUGUACCUGGACUUGAGCUUUGCAGCUUCCACACCAUUACCCUUCACCUAUCUGCUGUCUGCUGCAGUGAGACCACACACCCUGGGCCUAAGCUUAACCCUGGCAUCACUCCAGCAGUAACCAAUCCAACCAGAUCAAGGCCUCACAUUAGAGCCAGCGAACUGGCUCGCUGCAGAGAAAUGGCACAUGCUGCUGUACUUAACGCUGACAAAACACGACUUCACAUACAACGAACUGAAAAGAAGCAGAACAAAGAAGUAGAGGAGGAGUUCCUGGCUUUUCCUAAUGACAGAGCAACAAGCAUCAGGCCUACCUCUGCACAUAGACAGUACAGGACCAUCUUCACAAACUAUUCUUUUACUGACAAAGAAGAAGAGCAGAGACAGCGGCAUAGACAGAUUUACAAAGACUUCCUCAAACAGUUAAGACAAAUGCGCCUGGAGAAGAUCAAGGAAAGACAGCAGGAGAAAGUAGAGGAUGACGUGGAUAUUGGGAUUGUUCCUGCUCAAGGGCUUGUUCCCCCUACACUCCACCUCCACGACCUGGAGAUGAAUAAGAUCUCGAAGAUGAAGUACAUUUAUUCUUCCCCAGAAACCAAAGGCAGCUGCCCAAAAUACAUAACAUCCAAAACAUGGCACUUCAACAGCCAGGUUUCAGACAUAAUUCAUGUAAUUCCCUCUACCUGCCAGGAGGUGGCAGACUGCAACAGGACUCUGACGGCUCAGGAGCUCUACCAAGUUGAGAUAGGUCCAUUGUUGGUGGACUUCGGCGAGGUGUGUGCUCAGUCAGUGUGCGUUGAGAAGCUGAAGCUAAUCAAUCAUCUGUCAGUGUUUGUUUGGGUUCAGCUGGAGCUGGACUGCCCUGAGCUGCAGGGCUCCUCACCCCUGUCCCAUGUCCUGCCACCCCACUCCCACAACAUCUUACCUCUGACAUUUCAGAGCAACAACCUUGGUCCUUUCUACAGACCUGUAUCUUACUCUGUGAACAAGAAACACCCCGGUCAGAUACUAGUCCAGGCCCAGGUUGUCCCUGUGGAUUUGGAGCUGUCAACCACCCUGCUGGUCCUCCGCCCAACCCCAAAUCUUCUUGCUCAAUCAGGAUACAGGAGCUUGGUUACCCUUCGAAACAAGCGUAACCACCCUGCAGCCUUCACAUGGAAACCAAUAGUCACAGAUAGUGGCAUCUUGUUCUCCAUCAGACCUGCAACAGGCACAGUGGAGCCAUACAGGGAACUGGACUGUGAGGUGGUGUGGCAUCCAUCCUUCUCCUCCCCUGCUGAAGGAGACUUUGCUCUGUGUGUCCAUGAGGGCAAUACACAACAUCUGCACUGUGUCACCAAGGUUGGAAGCACAAGUGUCCAGCUGGCAGAGAAACGGGUCUCAUUUGGAUCAGUGCCCCUAAACAUGCCUUCCAUCAGAACUGCAGUCUUCCACAACACAGGGCAGAACCAUGCUUACUACCAGGUGCUGGAUGUUUGCCCUCUGCCAGGCAUGAUGGUGAGUCCUUCAGAGGGUGUGGUGCCAAGCGGGGGGCAGGCUACUCUCAAGAUCCACUUCAACCCUGACUCUGUCUUCAAGUUUGACACAAGAGUGGAAAUAGCUCUGAGGAACAUGAAAUCCAUCGAGCUUAGAGUGGGCGGCUCAGUGGAGCAUCCAAAUGUAGACAUCAGUGUGUCCCAUUUCCAGUUUCAUGGUGUCUAUGCUAGUUCUCAGCGAGCGAUUCCGUUUGCUCUGACAAACCGCUCGUCAGCUAAAGCCCGGGUCACCUUCGACCUGUCAGAAUACACAGACUUCUCUUUGCAGCUGUCUCAGCCCUCAGCAACAGAUAAGGAGCCAGGUGUGACUGUUGUGGAAGUCCAAGGCUACCAGAGAGUGGACUGUUCCCUUGUCUUCUCCCCCACCCAACUGGCAGCAGGCACCAUGUCGUCAAAUCUCAUCCUCGUGCUGUGUGCCCCACUGGAAAUAUCCCCUUCUAGUCUACAGUUCCAUGUGGAACCAGAGUCUGACAACACUAAGACAGUGGAGCUGAAAGCAGUGUGUAAAGAGAGUGUGUUUUGGCGUGGAGGUGUCAGGGAGCAUGUCAGCUGGUGGUUUGACUGCAGUGCAGUAGCAGUACGGACAGAGAACGGAAGAGAGGGGGAGCUACAUGCAUGUACAGUGUCUCCAACAUCAGGAUGCCUGGAGCCCGGACAAUCCAUUUGUUUGGUUGUCAUCAUCAGCCCUGAGUCAAUCAGAGAAGGGUCUGGAAACAUGACCAAACUAUCGCUCCCUCUUUACCUGGGAGACGAGGGAAGUGAAGAGACUGGAGGACAGGGGGAACAUCAACCCUACAGAAAGCUGUCCAUCACUAUUACUCGCAAGCUUCCUCGUAUCACCAUCCAGCCCCCUCAGAUCCUCCUCACAUCUGUACCUCUGCAAACCAGUGCAAGUGCCACAGUCACCCUGCUCGCUUCUGGAUAUCCUAGCGGAGCUACUGUAACAGCUGAAGUGAACAAGGUGAAACUGGAGGAUGGAACAACAAUGCAACCUGUGUCCGUCAUAUUUCCAGAGGGUAGCACCUUCCCUGCCCAAAAGCAGGGUCAGGUUAUCUGCAAUGUGUUCUUCUGUUCUGCCACCCCACUGUCCAUCUGCACAACUAUCACCUUCACUGACCACCUGCAAAACAGAUUCAAGGUCAAACUGUGUGCCAUUGCUGACAAUAGCCAAUUGACAGUCUGGCAUUACAUGGGCCUGCACCGAUCUGAUCAACAGAUAGUUCUCAAGACUGGGGCCACAGCUGUUGAGGCCAUCCUUCAGAAUUAUUACACUCCAAGUCCUGCACCUGGUCCGAAUUCAUCCUCCUCCUCAUCGUUUGAUCACAACAGCUCAACAAACAAGACCUCAGUCUCAGACUCCCUUCCUUGCAGUGGAAGUGUAAGCAGCCAGGGCAGCAGGGAUACAGACAUCUUUCCAAACACAGACACCCCAACCAAUUUUGGCGUCCCAGAAUUCCCUGCGGCCAACUCAGAAGAAGGACUUUAUUACCAGAAUGUGUUGAUGGCUGUAGAGAGGUGGUUUAGCCUCUUUGGGUGGCCGGGCGGGCCACUUCCUAUCUCUGUACCACACACACUCAGAAGAAAUGUGUCAAAAAUUCAAACAAAUCAUUCCAGUGGAAGGUCCUUUCGAGUCAGUCAAAACAAAGACUCCAGGUCUGUAGUGGACAUGCUUCAUCACUUGACUGGCAAACAGAUUCCUGGGAUUUCUCACUGUCAGGCAUUUUCCAAUGAUAUAGACAAGCGCACCAAGCAGCUGCUACAACAGCAUGAAGCUAUGCUUGCUUUUCUAAGGGUGCAAGGAGCCUGCCUUUGUCACAUUAGACCAGAGUACUUGCUGGACAUACAGGAGUUCAAACACUGGUGCUUACUGCAAGCUAAUGAGGAUGGAAACAGUCUGGACUACGGCAGUGUUGACUAUGAGUCUCUGAGCAAACGGUCGUGGACUGAUGUGCUGCUGCAAAUAUACAAGGUGCUGGUAUUAUGUCGCGUGUCACAAAGUGGUCUGAAUGCAAAUCUGAAGCAUGAAGACUUUGCUGGAAUCCUCCAAAUCAGCUCACAGCCACUGAACAGUAACAUCUAUUCAUCGUGGGAACUCCAGUUACUCUCUUGGCUCAACAUACACUACCUGGGCAUGAGGGAGACUGUGUGGGAAAAAGGUAAUGUCCCAUCAGCUCGCUGGAUCGUGAAUUUCGACCUGGACUUGACAGAUGGGCUGGUACUUGCUGCUCUGCUUGCUUCCUACUGCCCGUACCUGAUCUGCAGCCACUUCCGAAGGAUGUACACCAUGACUAGCAGCCUGGAGCAGAUUCUUCACAACAACAUCAUUGUUGUGCAGGCCUUAACUGCACUUCGUCUCAACCUGGAUAUACAGCCCACAGACUUGUCAGACCCAAACCCAGUGCAGAUGGUAAUGCUGUGUGUUCACUUGUAUGAGAGGCUGUCUCAGUACCUGCCUCUGCACACCAUCACUCUUUCAGGAAGCCUGCACAGCACCUUCACUAAGCAGGUGCGUCUAAAAAGCCCAUCCUCUAAGCCUGUAAAAUACCAGCUCUUCCUUUUAGGAGAGGAUGCCCAUCUCUUCUCCCUUCCUGGUGGAUCUACUGUCACCAUUCCUCCAAAGGCAAGCACUGAAGUGACCGUCCAGUACAGCUGCUCCUUCAUGCAGCCCAAGGAGGCAGUCCUGCUUUUCAUCUCCAGCCCUCCUGUUGGCCUGUGCAGCACCUCACUCACCUUUAAUCUGAAGACCCAUGUCAGCCACAUUAAACCCACAAAAACUGUCAAGUGCAAGUCUCCAAGCUAUCAGCUGAAAGUGAUCGAAAUGCCAAUAACCAACCGGUUCAGCAAUGAGGCUAUGUUCAGGGUGGUGCUGGUGGAGUCUCCGUUCAACCCACUGGAGCCUGAAAAAAGAGACAGCCUGGUUCAACAGGCCUCAUCCAAGACCAAUGUAGAGAAGAUUACUUCAGACAAGAGCUGUGGGGAGGGAAUGGAAGGGAAACCCUCAGAUCUCGAUGUUGAAGACAGCGACUUCCUGAGUGCAGCGAGGAGUGUUCAUCUGAAGUCAGGCCAAGAAGACACUCUGAUCAUCCACUACCUGCCCUUCUGCCCAGGCACCAAAUACUGCUCUGUGCUGCUCAUUUGCCCACAGGUGGGAGAUAUGGUCUAUAUGGUCAAGGCCACAGCAGAAUUGCCUCUUCCUUCCCCUCUCACUGCCAGGCCCAGUUCUAAUUUAGUCUCUGUCCUGCAAAACUCUGACCCAGCUGUGUGUGUGUCAGUACUGAGCCUCCGCUGCAGGGUGGGCCAGGUGUGUGAGGAGGUCCUGCGCGUGCCGCUUGUCAAUAUGGCCUGGGAGCAAGCUCUGGCCAUCUGGGGUCGGCACAGCAUGAGUGCAGAUGAACACAGGAGGCGGAUGCUGACACACACUUUGCACAGCAGCACUGUUAGGGCAACCACAGCUGCUCGCAAGCUUCUCAAACAUCAGGCCACACAGAUGAGAGGUGUUCCAGCCAGAAAAGAACUAGAAUACAGUGUGGAGGCGUCUUUGCCACAAUACUUCACAUUACCCAGUGCUGUUACAAUACCUAUAAAAGAAGAAACCAACAUACCAUGGGAGAAUCCUACAGAUUGUGGCUGUGUGGACAUCCCAUUACGGUUCCAGGCAGACUCUGUGGGGCGGUUUACCUGCCAGGUGGUCCUACAUUCCUUGUGUGAUACUAGGGUCUAUGUGUUAGAAGCAGAUGUUACUCCUAAGGGAGGAUCUGUCCACUUGGACUUCAGGUCACCUGCUCGCCGUUCAGUCACACAAGACAUACCACUGCACAAUGAAACCCACCAAGACUGGAAAAUGCACGCUGAGCUGUGUGGUGAAGGAUUCUCCGGCCCAAAGGUUGUGAAUGUGCCAGCAGGGACAAAAGCAAACUACCCACUCACCUUCCAGCCCUCUGCACAAUGCAAAGUCAUGGGCGAGCUGUCUUUGCACAAUGACUGCGACGGUACUGUGCUCGUGUUUACCCUCAGAGGAGUUGGAGAGCGCCCCCUGCCUGUGGACCGUGUGGUAUUACAUUGCUCUGUGGGAAACACCACACGCACGCAACUGGAUGUACCAAAUUACAGCCGAAAGACCCAAACUCUAAAGGUGGUGACAGACCUAUCUGUUGUAAGUGGCACCUCCACCCUGGAGAUCAAGCCUGGUCACAGUGCUUCAUACUGCCUGGUUGUGUCACCAUGGAAACGAGGAAAACAGACAGGCUGUGUGUCAUUUGUAGAAAUUAAGGACUUGCAAGACCGUGACAAGCAUGAAGCGAAUGCACUGGGACACUACGAGGUGCAUUUCUCUCUGGAGAUAAUUUGCGAGCCAGCUGCACCCAUCAAGAUCAGAGAUGUGCUGUGUGUUGCUCAGAGCUCAGUUGCCAUAGAGAUCCCUGUCAGUAACCCACGAGGAGAGCUGCUGAGACUGGAUGUGUUUCUGGAAGGAGACAACCUGAGCGGAGCCAACUGGGUUUCAGUUCCCCCAGGGGAGACUCUCACCUACAAAGCUACGUUCUCCCCUGUUAGAGUGGGGAAGAGCACAGGCAGUGUGUUGUUCCAGUCAGAGCUGGUGGGGGAGUUCUGGUAUCAACUGGAGCUUUAUGCUCUUCCUCCUCCAGUCAUCAAGCUGCCACAGGCCUGCUGUCAUCUGGGCAAGUGGACCAGACAGACCCUUCCCUUGGUAAACCCAACAGCUGAGACUCUGAAGAUAAGUGUAGCCAACAGUAACCCCAGAAACUAUGCACUGGAGAUGGAUUCAGCAAGCACACUUAUUGUGGAGCCCCACUCCUUCUCCCAGCUUGGUGUCCGUUUUAAUCCUUCAUCCAUCGGAGAGGGGACCCACACGGCAAAGAUCACUUUCAUGUGCCCUCAGUUGCAGGAAUGGUGUGUGUUGCUGAGUGGGCGAGGCCUUAAACCGCAGAGCCAGGAGCCUCUGAGCAUCUCAUCCCCCACUGGCUCCAAAUCCUCCAUCACCAUUCCCUUCACUAACCCCACUGAGCUCCCAGCCGUGCUCAGUAUCGCACUCACAGAUGCGGAUCCAACUGGGGGGGCAAACUUCCACCAAGCUGCUAGACACAAGGAGGCUUUCUCUGUGGCUCUGAGCCACUCUGAAGGUGUACAGAUCAGUGAAGGAGCCGGUCUGGAUGUGCCUGUGAUGUUUGAACCUAACUCAAUGGAUAUACGUCAAGUCUGGCUCUGCAUCACUCUGAACCCCCACAACAGCAACAACAGUACCUUAAAUACCGACCACAUGAGGUCUGAGCAGGAAUUAUCAACCAUCUGUUGGAUUUACCCUCUCCGUGGGAUUCCUAUCGAAACGCCUGUUGAGAACCCGCCACUUGGCGUGCUUGGAUGUGAAGCGGGCUGCCAACUGGAGAAGAAGGUGGAUAUACUGCUCACUGGGUGUGUGGCGGGGAAUCAAGAUCGGAAAGGAGAAGGAGAAUCGCAGUUGACAAAAGAAGACUUCCAGUGUGAGAUUCGUUCAGAUGGUGAAACAAAGCACUCUGAGGUUCAAGACUCCCUUUCUGCUUCCAUUGAGGCAGUGAGCAGGGACCCUGAGACUGGCAUCGUAACACUCACCCUGAAUGUAGUCUACACUCCCCUCAGGCCAUGCAGGUUUGCAGCUGUCUUAGCUGUGCAGUGUGUGUCUGGCGGGAUCUGGGAGUUUCCAAUUACUCUCGUCGCCACGGAGCCUCAAGUCGAUGAUGUCAUCCUCACUGAAGCCACUGAGCUGGGAACGACUUCAGCUGUGGGCUUCCGCCUGACCAGCACUACCAGGUGUGUGAGGCCAGAGCCCUUCACAGCAGCGUUCUCGCCUGGUAGCAGCAGUGAGUUCACAGUGACCCCAGCCUCAGGGAUGUUACCUCCUGUUGGUUCUGCUGGAGCUCUCAUCACUGUGUCCUUCACUCCCAACACAUACAGCAUGCACAGAGCCAGACUGACCAUCCAGGCAGCAGACAUGCAGUGGACCUAUGAUGUGAGAGGGAAAACCCUUCAUGACCCGCCCCUCUGCACCACUUCCACCGCAUCAAGCCAAUGAUCAGCGGCGUAACCUUGUGACUCAAAACCUUCGGCUCCCCGCCCUGGAUAACUCCUCUCCUGUCAAAAU